AUGGAACACCAAGGCGAAAUCGCUCGCGUCCUCGACUACUGGUUCCCCCCUCCGUCACUCGACAGCAAUCCAACAGAGAAAUGGUUCCGGCCGCCCAAUCCCGAAGUCGUCGACGCCGAGAUUCGCACCCAGUUCUCGUCCCUCAUUGAGCAGGCACGCAACGACUCUCUCGACUCCUGGUCCUCGACUCCGCUCGGCUCCCUCGCCCUGAUUGUCCUACUCGACCAGUUUCCCCGGAACAUAUACCGCGGCUCAGGCCUCUCUUACUCCUCGGACGCAAAGGCACUGGAUCUGGCCGUGAUGUCGAUCGCGCGUGAAUUCGACCGCUCGCCCGAAGUGACUGCCCUCAUGGCCAUGUUUUUCUACAUGCCGCUGAUGCACGCCGAGACCCUGGUCCACCAGGUCGCUGGAAUUUCUUUGUUCGAAAACCUGGCCGCUCGGUGCCUCGCGGGCUCUUCUUCCCCGUCGGCUUCGCUUCCCGUGUCUCCCGCAGCCGAGGAGGCGGCUAAGUUCGUGCAGGGUUCCUGCGAAUUUGCAAAGGCGCACCGCGACGUCAUUUUGCGGUUCGGGAGGUUCCCCAGUCGGAACGUGGCGCUGCGCAAGGAGAGCACACCUGAAGAAGUCGAGUUCUUGAGGCAGAAUCCCGGCGGGUUCGUGGUCUCCGGGGCACAGUCCAAGUUGAAUUCAAAGUCAAAGUAA
Messenger RNA from Cladophialophora psammophila CBS 110553, 699 nucleotides. RefSeq lists its product as uncharacterized. Bases 1 to 699 code for a protein of 232 amino acids. The record is from RefSeq and is a predicted model, not a curated record. Gene Ontology annotation, molecular function: protein binding. The transcript has a single exon. Lineage: Eukaryota; Fungi; Ascomycota; Eurotiomycetes; Chaetothyriales; Herpotrichiellaceae.